Molecule: messenger RNA, 2718 nt
Organism: Beta vulgaris subsp. vulgaris (sugar beet)
Lineage: Eukaryota; Viridiplantae; Streptophyta; Magnoliopsida; Caryophyllales; Amaranthaceae
Product: pentatricopeptide repeat-containing protein At3g05340
Exons: 1
Coding region: 326-2329 (667 amino acids)
Biological process (GO): RNA modification
Molecular function (GO): protein binding; RNA binding
Source: RefSeq, a predicted model, not a curated record
GAGAGACAUAAAGAGAAACUAAAUAUUCAUUUAUUCAAUUCAAUAUUUUGGAGAGAGAAAAUAUCCAUACAACUAUUGCAUUUAUUAUACUUUCUCUCUAUCUCUUUCACGAGGAUAACCUAUCCUUAGAAUAACUCUAUCAUUCUCCAUUGUAUAAUUGUAUCGCCACAUAACACGACAAUUGCACCAAAAAAGUCUCCAGCAUCGCCCAAACCCAAUAACUAAUUCCUUUAAGACCGCAAACUAUUCCACAUCAACGCCCAUGUUCUCCUUCCCCCCAAAUUCAAAAUUGCGAGGAGAAUAAUCAAAUUCAGUGGCUACAUGGAUGAAACCCAGAUGGAUUUCUCACAAUCUGAUCUCUCUCCUCCAUCCUCUGUAUUCUACUCUCUCAUCUUUCACCAGAAAUCUCACAACUUCACCAUAUCUGAACCUCACUCCAUAUGUUCUCAGCCAUAUUCAAAUAAGCCGCCUUCUCUCCAAAUGCGGAAGAGAAGGAAAUCUCAAUCUGGGUUCAUCUCUUCACUCUUCAAUCAUAAAACAUCACUAUUAUUACAACCCUAGAAAUUGCAAUGAUCCUCGAACCGUGGUCAUUGUAUGGAAUUCUCUGCUUUCUAUGUAUGCUAAAACCCAGGCAAUAGGUGAUGCACUUAAGGUGUUUGAUGAAAUGCCCAUGAAAGAUUCUGUCACAUGGAAUUCAGUGAUUUCAGGGUUUUUGAGUAAUGGGAAGUUUGAAAUUGGGUUUAAGUAUUUCAGAGAGGUGGUUAAAUUGGGUGCUGGUUUAAUUGAUCAAGCCACUUUCACUACUGUUUUGUCAUCUUGUGAUGGGUUGGGUUUUCUUAGGGUGAGUAAAAUGAUUCAUGGGUUGGUGAUUUUAAGUGGUUAUGAUGGUGAGAUUACUGUGGGGAAUGCUUUGAUAACGUCGUAUUUCAAAUGCGGGUGUUCUGGUUCUGGAGAGCAAGUUUUUAAUGAAAUGGGUGAGCGGAAUGUUGUUACUUGGACUGCUGUGGUAUCUGGGCUUGUGCAAAAUGGACUUUGUGAGGAUAGUUUGAAUGUGUUUAGCAAGAUGCGUGGCGGAUUGGUGGAACCGAAUUCUUUGACGUAUUCGAGUUUGCUGUCAGCCUGUGCUAGUUUACAGGUUCUAAAACAAGGGAAGCAAAUCCAUGGGUUAGUGUUGAAAGAGGGAUUUCAUUCCGAUUUCUGUAUUGAGAGUGCAUUGAUGGAUAUGUACUCUAAAUGUGGAAGCAUGGAAGAGGCCUUACAGAUUUUUUACUCUGCGGAUAAACUUGAUGAGGUUUCCAUGACCGUUGUGCUUGUGGGUUUUGCUCAAAACGGUCUUGAAGAAGAAGCCAUCCAAAUUUUUAUCAAAAUGGUGAAAUCAGGAAUUGACAUUGAUCCGAAUAUGGUUUCUGCUAUUCUUGGUGUGUUUGGUACAGAUACUUCUUUGGCUUUUGGCCAGCAGAUUCAUUCUUUGGUCAUUAAAAAGAGAUUUGGUCCUAAUCUUUUUGUUAGCAAUGGCCUCAUUAACAUGUAUUCCAAGUGUGGGAACUUGGAGGAGUCAAUAAAAGCUUUCAGAAGGAUGCCUCAGAGAAACUCAGUCUCUUGGAACUCUAUAAUAGCAGCCUUCGCUCGUCAUGGCGAUGGACUGAAAGCCAUUCAAUUGUAUGAAGAAAUGUUGUUGGAAGGGGUAGAGCCUACCGAUGUUACAUUCAUAUCAUUGCUCCAUGCUUGCAGCCAUGUGGGCCUAAUUGAUAAAGGCAUGGAGUUUUUAGAAUCAAUGAGCAAAUUUCGUCACAUUAAUCCAAGAAUGGAGCAUUAUGCUUGUGUCGUUGAUAUGUUAGGGAGAGCAGGGCUUCUUAGCGAAGCUAAGACUUUUGUAGACAAUUUGCCAGUGAAGCCUGGAAUUUUGGUAUGGCAAGCCUUGCUUGGUGCUUGUGCCAUCCGUGGGGAUUCUGAACUGGGUAAAUAUGCUGCUGAUCAGUUGCUUCUUUUAGAACCCGAAAACCCUGCUUCUUAUGUACAGUUGGCGAAUAUAUAUUCAUGUGAAGCGAGAUGGAGAGACAGAGCAAGAACUAUUAAGAGAAUGAAAGAGGUGGGCUUAUCCAAGGAAACUGGCAUAAGCUGGAUUGAGGUUGAUAGGAAGGUUCAUAGCUUCGUCGUGUGUGAUCAGAUGCAUCCACAAACCGAGACCAUUUAUGCUGCCAUCGCGGAGUUGUUUCUGCAUAUGGCAGAUGAAGGAUACAAACCAGAUAAGAGGUUUAUUUUGUAUUACAUGGGCCCGAAUGAAGAGGAGAUUCAACUUGAAGCCACUGAUUGCUUGCAAUCAACUUAGAGGAAGUUUUAGAAAUACUUGCAAAGCUCGUCAUUUUUGUGAUUCGAGUUGUUACCUAAUUUCAGUUCAAGAAUAUGUAUGGAAAUGCAAUUCACAUCCUAGUGUUAUUCAAGUAGCCUAAGAGGGUACCACUUGCAUAUCAACUUCAUCUUUAUUUGGAUUGCAGUUCACGGGGAUUUAGCAAAUUAGGUAAUACUGGAUUUUCUUGCUUAAACAUCAUCUUGAAGCAAGAAAAUGAAGAAAUGAUUAGGGAGUGCCUUAUGAAGUCAAUGUAUGAAGUAGACAUUGCAAACUUUGCUUAAAUUUACGAAUAUGUUUGUGGCGCACUUGGCAGAAAUAUUACUCACCUGACAUAAUUGGCAAAACGCAGUAUUCACAUUCUCUCCUUA